Molecule: messenger RNA, 6890 nt
Organism: Pipistrellus kuhlii (Kuhl's pipistrelle)
Lineage: Eukaryota; Metazoa; Chordata; Mammalia; Chiroptera; Vespertilionidae
Gene: PLEKHA8
Product: pleckstrin homology domain containing A8
Exons: 14
Coding region: 443-2002 (519 amino acids)
Biological process (GO): ceramide transport; intermembrane lipid transfer
Cellular component (GO): membrane; cytosol; cytoplasm
Molecular function (GO): ceramide 1-phosphate binding; ceramide 1-phosphate transfer activity
Source: RefSeq, a predicted model, not a curated record
GGGCCUCACUAUCUCCAGAAGCCCCGCCCCUUUCGUCACCGCCAAAACCCGGCGUGGAUUUUCGCUCCAGGCGCGCCCGCGGUGCACUGGGCAUGCGCGAGAGGACCCGGGCCCGGCUGGUCGGGGACUCCGGGAGCGCGCGGUGCCCGCGCCGCCGCCGCCGCCGCCGGCUUCCCGCUGCCUCGCUCGCGGCACUAGGAAGGCUCCGCCGCCCCUCCGGCCCCCCCGGGCCCGGGCCCCCGAGCAAGCGGAGGCGCGCCGGCCCUGUUCUGCCCUCACGUGCCGAGGCCGCCGCCGCAGUGACCCCGCCCCCGGGCGGCGAUGUGACCGGCCGGCCGUCCCCGCAGCGCGGCGGGCCGGGCGAUGGCCCUGCGGCCGGCGCUCCUCGCCGCCGGGGGCCGGGAGCAGUGAGGGCCGCGGGCCGGGGAGCGCGGCCCGCGCCAUGGAGGGGGUGCUGUACAAGUGGACCAACUACCUGAGCGGUUGGCAGCCCCGGUGGUUCCUUCUCUGUGGCGGGAUAUUGUCCUAUUACGACUCUCCUGAAGACGCCUGGAAAGGCUGCAAAGGGAGCAUCCAGAUGGCGGUCUGUGAGAUUCAAGUUCAUUCCGUAGAUAACACACGCAUGGACCUGAUCAUCCCUGGGGAACAGUAUUUCUACCUGAAAGCCAGAAGUGUGGCUGAGAGACAGCGGUGGCUGGUGGCCCUGGGCUCAGCCAAGGCUUGCCUGACCGACAGUAGGACCCAGAAGGAGAAAGAGUUUGCUGAAAACACUGAAAACUUGAAAACCAAAAUGUCAGAACUAAGACUCUACUGUGACCUCCUUGUUCAGCAAGUGGGAAAAACGAAAGAAGCGACAACAACUGGUGCGUCCAGUUCUGAGGAGGGAAUCGAUGUGGGAACGCUGCUGAAGUCAACGUGCAAUACUUUCCUGAAGACUUUGGAAGAAUGCAUGCAGAUUGCAAACGCAGCCUUCACCUCGGAGCUGCUCUGCCACACGCCCCCAGGGUCGCCGCAGCUGGCCACGCUCAAGUCCAGCAAGAUGAAACAUCCUAUUGUACCGAUUCAUAAUUCAUUGGAAAGGCAAAUGGAGUUAAACAAUUGUGAAAAUGGAUCUUUAAAUAACGAAAUAAAUGACGAUGAAGAAAUCCCAAUGAAAAACAAGAGCUCCUUGUAUCUGAAAUCUGCAGAGAUCAAUUGCAGCAUGUCAAGGGAAGAAAAUAUAGAUGAUAAUAUAACAGUACAAGGUGAAAUAAUGAAGGAAGAUGGAGAGGAAAACUUGGAAAAUCAUGACAACUUGGCCCAGUCCGUAUCAAACUCCUCAAGUAGCUCUCCGGAAUCCCCCUGGGAAGAAGGCCAAGAAGUUAUCCCGACUUUCUUCAGUACCAUGAACACCAGCUUUAGUGAUAUUGAACUUCUGGAAGACAGUGGCAUUCCCACAGAAGCAUUCCUGGAGUCAUGUUAUGCUGUGGUUCCAGUGUUGGACAAACUUGGCCCUACAGUGUUUGCUCCUGUUAAAAUGGAUCUUGUUGGAAAUAUUAAGAAAGUGAAUCAGAAGUAUAUAACCAACAAGGAAGAGUUUACCACCCUCCAGAAGAUAGUGCUGCACGAAGUGGAGGCUGACGUAGCCCGGGUUAGGAACUCGGCUACGGAAGCCCUCUUGUGGCUGAAGAGAGGUCUCAAAUUCUUGAAAGGAUUUUUAACAGAAGUGAAAAAUGGAGAAAGGGACAUCCAGACGGCCCUGAACAACGCGUACGGGAAGACGUUGCGGCAGCACCACGGCUGGGUUGUUCGCGGGGUUUUCGCGCUGGCUCUGCGGGCCGCUCCGUCCUAUGAAGACUUUGUGGCCGCGUUAACCGUGAAGGAGGGCGACCACCAGAAAGCCGCUUUCAGUGCCGGGAUGCAGAGGGACCUGAGCCUCUACCUGCCCGCCAUGGAGAGGCAGCUGGCCAUCCUGGACGCGCUGUACGAUGCCCACGGGCUGGAGAGCGACGAGGUGGUGUGACGGCCUGGGACAGCGCCGCCCCGCAGGGAAGAGCUUGCUGCCGCCUCUGGCCGCCCCACUUCAUUUCCAGCAGCAGCUUCAACCCUCUCCACCCUCCCGCCAGGCCCUGGGGAGGUGGAGGCAAAGCCCAGUGCUUUUCUAUGUCAUUUUUAAUGCGUAUGUGUUCUGUGUGUUUAAAAAUCAAGGUGCUAUCUAUUUCAGUUCCAAGGGCCUCCUGGAGACUUGAACAGCAAGUUAUAAGAGCAGAUUUGACAAGUAAAUUUGUUGGAUUUUGUUUUGUUUUGUUUUUAGCUUUAAGUUUUAAUGGGCCACCCAACCCAAGCUGAAAAUGAGCAAAGUCUGCAUCAAGGACUGUAACUCACGGGUGGUGUUUCAGCCGGUUUAGGGUUAGACUGGAGCUUCGGGGGAGCUGGGCCCCCGGUGGGAGCUGAGGUGGAGGUUGGCUGUCCCAGACGUUCUUCAGAGCAUCUUCUCUCCGGGCCUGGGCGCGAGGGCCUCUGUAGGCAACGGUGCGGAGCCUGGGGGCGGCAUCCGGAGGAGUGCCAUCCCGGGAGGCUCUGCAGAGCUGAGUGUGCCCCACGCUGGGGGGGGGGGGGGUCCUCCUGCCUGGUGCCCACCCUCGUUCCCGUGCUUCCUCAGACACUGUCUCCAUUGGACCCACAGUGGCCCGGUGACAUCGGCUUGUUACCCAGCUUCAGAAGUAGGGGUCAGAGGUGGAGGGAUGUUCUGCUCACCAUGCACAGCCUCUAACAGGAACCAGGUGAUGCCAGGCGUGAUUGGGUCCCCUCUGCGUCAGUCACCUGGAGGCCGGUCAGAAAGCACAGCCCAGGCUGAGCGGCCUGAGAGCCAAAAGUUUCCAGAGUCUCCAGUCUUCCUGUUUUCCAAAGAGGAGGCGCCUCUGUGGAAAUGACAGUUACAGGGGGAGUGAGAGUGUGCCGUGCGUGCUCACAGCUUUCCUAACGCGGGCAGCACCGCCGGCCAGUGGCUCCCGGUGCGCGCUGGUCAGGCGUGGCUUACCCACCCAUCGCACAGGCUAAAGGCAGCUGCUCGGCAGUCUCCGCAGCUCGGGGACUGGCAAGACAACCUUGUGUGGGCGCUGCCCUGGAAAGCGUGGUCCUGGGACUGCCCUGUGCAAGGGCAGAGCACCCUCCUCAGGGAGGUGCGUGGGGGAGGGCGGAUUGGCCCUCGCUGUCUCGGGACAGAUGGGCGUUGAUUUCUCUCGGUGGUGGAGCAGGUGCUCUGUGCAUGAGGACCUCUGGGAAAGGCUCCCGCUCAGAAAAGCGCCAUCAGGCGUUUCAGGCUGGGCGGAAACGGUGCUGCGAGGCCUUCCUGUUGGACUUACCUGGUAGGGGCGGGAUAUGUUGUUCCCCCGCCCACGAGGAACUGUGGGUCUCCCUGUCGGGCCGGUGUGACAAUGACAGGGACCAGGGGUCCUGCCCUUGACAUCGCCCCUAAAAGGCAAAGAGACAGCAGCCAGGCUUUGCUCGCACCUCGGAUGGAGACGCUGUGGGCCUUGUGCCCGGGAGAGGCUGCUGUGAGCGCGGUGACAUGUCCGUCCAGCCGCCCGCCGCGCUCCCACUGGGCGGACUCCCGAGGUGGGGGAGUCAAACAUACCUCAGAUUUGCCCACGAAGCUGUGAAUUCACAGAACCGUUCCUGUGGUGUAGGUACGUGGUGGACAGCCUCAGUCUUCUGGGGAAGAGCGUUUAGUAUGACCUGGCUCACUGGGGAUCCAGUAGGAUAACGGGUACGUAAGCUCCGUUUGCUGCUCACCCUGUCCCGGCUCCAUAGGAGGGUGAUGUCUUUUGACUGGAGCACCUAAGCUGCCUAAGACAUGUGACGCUCUGAGAGUCCUUCAGUAAAGAGCCAGGAGUUAGCCCGGUGCCAGGCCAUAGCUCACCUGCCCUACAGCUGGGCACCGUGGCACUUCCUCCCGGACCCACAGCUCUGCGCCCCAUCUUGGUCCAAGUCCUAAUGUGCGCUACUUCGCAGUUACCGUCUCAGGAGGGGGCAGAGAAAAGGUAGUGAAGGCUUUCCCCCGUAAUCCUGCCGGACUCCGGGACACCGAAGCUUCCCUCCACCUGCCGGCAAGAAGAGAGAGCAGAGCGCCGUGUUUGCCGCAGAGCAGUCACCUCGCUCUCGUGGCUCAAACACUGAGGUCCCUUCUCCAGAGGAACCGUAGAGCGAUCCUGCAGGGGAAGGCAGUGUGCACCAGGCUGGGCCCUUCCCCGGCAUUCCAUACACCAUCGCAUCCUGUCCGCGCCUGUCCCACAGCUCGGGAGGGCUCAGAAUCCUAAUCAGUGACAGCUGCUUUGUCCUUUGAAAGCACACUUGACAUUUUGUAGCGAAUCCUGUGAAAAUUAAGUUGGAGGGGUGCCCUUUGGGGGGCGAACCCCACUGGUGAGUGACAGGGAGGUGGAGAGUUUUCUCAUCAGCUCUGCAGGGCGGUCAGAAGUGGGGCUGCCCGGGACUUGGAAAGGCUGUGUGCUGCCCAUCAGGAGCUGUAGGUAGUGGCUUGAGGCAGCUUGCCAUUGUUUACGGCCACUCUGAACUCAAAGCUCCCCAAUGCCUGUUCCGAGGUGAGGGGCAGCUGAGCCCCAGGUGGUCGGGCGGCCUCCUUCCUCACACUUGCCCGCACUGCCCUCAUCUGCCCCCAUCGGAGCAUCCGCCCCACCCCACCCCUGAGCUGCUCUGCCCCUCCCCCAGCAGCACCCCUGGCAGCCACCUCACCAGGCUUAGGUGCCACAUCAGCAGGACUGCACGCCCUCCCAGACUGCAAGGGCUCCCUCAGAACCCUCGUCCCCAGGUCCCGCGAAGCAGGGCACCCCGGCUGCGAGCCUCCCAGAAAGGGGAUGUGGAAUUGGAGGAGUGCAGCUCGGGAAGUCCGCCUUCCCCUUCCAGUGUGCGUACAUCCACAGAGUGAAUGCUUUCACCUUCCUGUUUCCAGAAAAGUGGUUUUAACUUUUAAAAUUUGUGGUGGGGACCAGUAGAUAAAGUGCCCGCUUCUUUAUUCGGUGUGGAACUAGUACAAGAGCGGGGUCGAGGGCAUUUUACUAAGGAAACUUAACCCGACUGAGCAUCUCAGGCACCAGUGAGGCCAGAGAGGGCGCCAGGGGUCCUGGGCAGGAAACCUUUGAAGGAAAACUUGUUUUGUUUUGUUUUUUUGUUUUUUGUUUUUUCUACUCAACUACCAUGUCCUACAAGAAGUUGGUUACACAAUGGUGCAUUUCUGAAUCACUGAUUAAAACCAGUUGUUUCUGAUUGUAGUCAUGGGUUUUACAAUCCUCAGCUCCCCCCACCCCUCCUGUUUCAUUUCUUUCUAAGGUGAGCUGUCACCUUUUUUAUACUUUUAGAUUUAGAAGUAAAGCAUAUUUUAAGCCAUUGUUCUCUCAGCUGAGCUGAUGUGUUUGGUCUGGGGACCUAGCGCCGUUGCCCUUGAUCGGAUGCGGUCCGUACGCAGACGUCAGUGUGUGCAGCACACCCGUGUCCUGUAGGCUGUGGACAGAGGGCUUUCCUUAGACAUGCGUCCUGCUCCAGGGUCCCUUUGUGGUCUGCAGUUGCCUACUCAGGGGCUCACAGUAAUGACAUGGAAUAGCCACUAGCUGUCUGAUGGUGUUGUGAGACUGCUUCUCUGUCACAAGGCUGCUCGGGAGGGCUCAGAAUGGAAGAGCCCUCAGAAUGGAGGGGCUGCUUGUUGUGAGCACUUCCUUUCAGAGCUCCAUGUGCAUCCUGCUCUCUAGACCGUCCCGUCCGCUCCCCCUGCAUCCGUGCAACCAGAGCCGCCCGCAUGGCUUCUCCUCGCUGCUGCGCCAGGGCCCCCAGGCAUGACCGAGCGCUGCUGACGGUCCAGUUGACGCUGGCGUUGACCUCGCUCCUCUGCUGUUCUUAACCUUUCACUGAAAGGAGAACAUGUACCAUGACCUGUGAUGCAAACGUUCUUUGGUUACCCUUUUGAAUCACUUCUCCUCCAGAGGGAACAAAUGCUUCCAGCUAAGCUAGGUGAGAACCCAAGAAAGAGGGGCUGCUUGUUGCAAGCACUCCCUUUUUCUUACACACAUUUUAAAGCGUGGUGUUUCCUCCCCGCACCUCAUAAACAGAACCACCGGGGAUGGUUGGUCUUUUGCAAAGCUGGUCUCAUCCGCAUGGACUCCGGUAGAUGCAUGGAGUCAGUGAUGACAGGAAAGGUGAUCUAGAAGUAAUUCUGUUGCUUCCCAGAAGGCUAAUGAGCCAGUCACAUGGCAUAUUUGAUGUAUGAGUCUCCUGAGUCAAGACAAUUUCACUAGAAUGUCAGUAAACAGCCCAACUACCUCAUGUGAAAUUGGCUGUGACAAUCUGUGUCAGAUGAGACAUGUGUUAAGGUCACUUUAAUCUGGUGAAUAGAUGAGACAAAAUGAUAUCUCUAUAAAGAACACGUUCGACCAGAUGCCAAAGGCUGUCAUGUACAUAGGUUUCCUUGGAUUGAUUUUUUUAAGUCAGUGUUUAAUUCCACCCCCAGUAUUCUUAUCUCAAAUGUUUGUGGUCUCAUAGAUCCAUGCACUUUGAAUAUCUGUCCUACGCAGUCUUUGUUUCCAGUUCUUGUCCUUCAACGUUUUGACUGAGCAUCAUAAUGAGAGUAGAAAACAAAUGUCAAGUGGCUUGUUGAUUUCUUAAUUUUGAUGGACCUCUAUUUAGAAUAUAAUAUGUUGGAGCCUUUUUAGGACCAACCAAUGAAUGAAGAUGUCAUGUUUAUUGUUUCAUGUAAAACUCUGUCCAAGUUCUUAUUCUGUAUCUUGUUGGGGGUCGGGGGCGGAGAGCAGAACAAGAGAGGGUUUUACUUUUUUUGCAAAAAUGUUUAAAAACAUCUGUCAGAUUUUAUAUUCGUUAGUUAUAAUAAAGUUAUUUUCAAAGUA